Pieris rapae (cabbage white) is the source of this 2087-nucleotide messenger RNA. Its product is annotated as 17-beta-hydroxysteroid dehydrogenase 13. NCBI's taxonomy places the organism in Eukaryota, Metazoa, Arthropoda, Insecta, Lepidoptera, Pieridae. Gene Ontology annotation, cellular component: lipid droplet. The transcript is spliced from 8 exons. The coding region runs from base 142 to 1137 and encodes 331 amino acids. Gene Ontology annotation, molecular function: oxidoreductase activity, acting on the CH-OH group of donors, NAD or NADP as acceptor. The record is from RefSeq and is a predicted model, not a curated record.
UUAUCAGCAACUACCGGUGUCGAACAAACUCACGACACACAACACAAUCAGUAUUUUAGUCAUUCGUCGCGCUUUGUCCGGAGCAGACGCGUAUUGCAAAACUUCCGGUAUUUUGUGACUCUUUGAUUAUAAGAACUAACGAUGGCAACCACGGAAACACAGAAAAAUGGAAGUGCGCAAAAUUUAAUAAAACAGGCACCCUGGACAGACGAGCAAGGCAUCACGAUGAAGGUGUACCAGGGCGUUAUGAUGGCGCUAGAGAUUCUAGUUCUGAUUGUGAAGCUCUAUGCGACCUGGUUCUACUGUCUCUACCGCUUCUUUGUACCUCCAGAACCUAAGAGUGUUAAUGGGGAAAUUGUGUUGAUAACUGGGGCAGGCCACGGAAUGGGAAGAGAAAUGGCAUUGAGGUUCGGCCGUUUAGGAAGCGUCAUCGUUUGCGUGGACAUCAAUCCUAAAGGCAACGAAGAAACCGCCGAGAUGGUUAAAGAGAACAAGGGGAAAGCACAUACCUAUAAAUGUGACGUAACAGACCGAGAGGCCAUCAAUCAACUGAUAGAAAAAGUUCGUAAGGAAGUCGGAGAAGUCACGAUUUUGGUGAAUAAUGCUGGUAUCAUGCCGUGCAAGCCUCUACUCCAGACCAAUGAAAAGGAGAUCAGGCUGGCCUUUGAAGUCAACGUUCUCUCGCAUCUCUGGCUACUCCAAGCCGUGCUACCCUCGAUGAUGGAGAGAAAUCACGGUCACAUCGUCGCUAUGUCUUCGAUGGCUGGUGUUCUUGGUCUGCGUAAUCUGGUGCCCUACUGCGGUACCAAGUUCGCAGUCCGCGGUAUGAUGGAGGCUCUGCAUGAGGAACUUAGGGAGGAUCCGAGGGACUUCAGUGGAAUUAAACUAACCUGUAUCUUCCCGUACAUCGUUGACACCGGCCUGUGCAAGAACCCGAAAAUCAAGUUCCCGUCGCUGAUGAAGAUCAUAUCUCCCCAGGAGGCAGCUGACAACAUCGUGGAUGCUGUUAGGAGGAACUACUCAGAGAUGACAAUUCCCAGCUCCUUAUUUUACAUCAAUCAGUGGUGCAGAUUAUUACCAGUAGCCGUGCCGCUGCAAAUUAAGGACUUUUUGGACUCGGGGCUAGAACCUCAAUAAAUGUAGGUACAGUCUCAAAUUAUCUUGUGGUCGCUUCUUCACCUUUGUAUCCAGGUCUACAUCUAGUGUCAUUUCAUCAAGAGGACUGGCUUCAUAGAUUUCAGAUCAUCUUUGUGGGCUGUGUGUCUGGCAUAUAACAUAUACGAUAUCUUUAUGUCUGUAUCGGUAUGUCUUUGUUAUCUUCGUUAUGGAAACGAACGAUUAUGGGAAUAUACUUUUUAAGAUAUAAUCAUGAUUUAUUUCAAAGGUUUUGUUCAGGAGAAGCCAACCCAUGUUCCGAACCAGAAGUGGAACCGGUUUUAUAUUUUUUUACCAUAUAAGAGUGUGAUAAGUAGAUGUUAAGUAAAGUAGCCUUAGGGCCUGUUUCACAAUGUAUGGAUAAAGUACCAAAUAGCUAUGCCACACAAAUUAUUCGAAAGAUACAAGUUCCAAAUAAGAUACUUCGCGUUUCAUGACGUAUAGCGCUAUCUGCCAGUCGUGAAACGCAAAUAUACUGUUUAUCCUACCAAUAAGUAAUAAAUAGCUUAUUUGGAACUUAUCCGGACAUUGUGAAACAGACCCGUAAUAUGCCUUAAUUAGAUAGUGUAUCAACUUAACUGCUUCUGACAAUUUUCUUGUAUUUAAAAUUGCCAUAUUGAAACAAUGAUAAAGUGUCAAGUGUAAGGCUAUAGCCAAGAACACUUUGCGUCUAACGUUACCACUUACCAUAAAUAGAUUUUCAUAGCGAGACGCUUUACGCAAAGUAUCUUGUCUAGAGUCCCAGGUCUCGUAGUAUGUACGCCAUAUUUUAAUCAAAUAUUUUCAGCCAUUAAACAUUAACACUCAAACUAUACAGAUGAACAAAAUGUCCAAAACCAAUAGUAAUUAAGAAUAUAUUAUCAUGUUGCGAAGUAAGAUGGCUAAUUAAGUUUUGUAAGGACAUAAUUAUGGAUAUAUUUUUCUGAUUAUUC